Alosa alosa (allis shad) is the source of this 1933-nucleotide messenger RNA. RefSeq names its product upper zone of growth plate and cartilage matrix associated a (gene ucmaa). The coding region runs from base 186 to 605 and encodes 139 amino acids. The record is from RefSeq and is a predicted model, not a curated record. Gene Ontology annotation, cellular component: extracellular matrix. Gene Ontology annotation, biological process: regulation of osteoblast differentiation; embryonic skeletal system development. Lineage: Eukaryota; Metazoa; Chordata; Actinopteri; Clupeiformes; Clupeidae. The transcript is spliced from 6 exons.
GUUAUGCAGUGUACAACAGCGAAUUUCCCCUUCAGCUUAAUCCUGCAGCCAGUCAAUGGAAAAUGAAUCGAAUGAACCAACCUAAAGAGAUACAGAAGAAGGAAUCCCAUUGAAAAGGUGACAGAUGGGUUCUCCUGCGUAAUUCUGGAGCCUGCGACACUCUCUCAGUCACACUAUCCUCUGCGAUGGCCUGGACACGAGUGCUUCUUCUCUCCCUACUGGCUGGGGUCCUGCUUCUCAACUUCUUCAGAGAGACUCAGGGUGCAGCUGUGAGGGAUGACAACGACGACGACAAAGAAGCAACGUCUAAAGGGCCUUUGAGCCGAGUGUUUAUGGAAGCGCCAGACGCAACCCAUUUUCUUAAGCGCCGGGGUCGACGCUCCCCGAAAUCCUACGCUGAGAUGAUAGCUGAGGUCAGGGUGCAGCGGGCUACGAGUGAGCGCAGGAGGGAGUACUACGAGGAGCAGAGGGACGAGCGCGAGAACUACGCGGAGGAGCAGCGGGAUGAACAAAAUGAGAGGACCUCGGAGAGGAACGAACAGUACCGCGAGUACAGUUACGACGGCAUGUACUCACGAUACCCGCAUCAUCGCCCUCCCCACUGAGCAUGCUCGGUAACCAAGGAAACAGAAAGGAGAGCCACAGCUGCUCAGAGGGCUCGGCCUUCUGUGAAUGGCUGUCUUGAUGUCAGUCAAAGAUAUCUCUGAAUGGAUAUUUACUAAGCUGAUGAUUUAAGGGGCAAUUACUUUAAGCAUUCACAAAAUGGGAGCAAAGUUUUAAGCAAAUGAAGUUAUUUGUUGCUACAUACCAAAGACAGCUCCCUUACAUGUUUAAAGACAUAUCAAAUUUGUUAAAAUGUAAUGGUUUAGUUUGUUUGUGUAAUGUCUUGUUGACACAUAUUCAUAUUUGAGUUAUUUACAAUAACUUGUAUUAAUCAUUUUAAAAGUUAAAGUUUUAUUUCCUGUUAUAAUAUCUAAUGUUGUCUCAAUCCUAAUGAAACCAGUGUUAAUAUUAUCUUGACUAGUAGUCACCCUGUGCAUGGACUCCAUCCCACAUUCCUUAUCGUGAAAUAUCUUUGCACUGUUCUGAUUACUGGUUAGGGAUUUCACUGCUAAGAUACUCACUUAACUGUAUUCUAUGUUUAGGUUAAAUAAAAUGGUGCUAUAAUUAACAACUGGAAGGAAACAAACCUCUAUAUGUGUCUGGACAGAGAACUGGGAAUACUCCAAGUUCUGUGUGUGUGUGUGAGAGGGAAAGAGAUGAGGACUGAAAUGAGAUUAUUUCUUCUGGAAUAUUCAUCAGGGAAAGGCCCACUGCUCAAGAGUGAGCUGGAACUGAGAUUCUAUGGAAUGCAAGACCCUUUUAACAUUCCACGACUCAGAACUUACGACAGCUUGGAAAAUCAUCUGUGACCGUCAAGCUGACAAGCAGGCAGGAUGUCUUAGAACCAGAGCAUUCCUCCAUCCCCAUCUGAAUGCUUUAUGUUAUCCUUUACCCUAGACUCUUCAGAUGGACCACAGACCAUCUGGCUACAGUAGCUGCUAUUGCAUCUAAUUGUAAUGAUGGAUGUAUUAUGGACCAGAGGACACAUAUAGCUAGAUAGGAGUGGUUUGUGAAAUUGUGAAAAAAGGCACUGUAUGGCCACAUAUGAUUAUGAUCUGCUAUCAGAUCGGUCUCAGCCUAAGUAGCCUAGUCUGUCGUUUUUGCUGUUGCUGUCUGUUUUAAAGAAAAUGAAAUGAACAUUCCAGUGAGUUAUUCCAGUGAGUUCCUUUUGCUGGUAGUUAACAGCAAUUCUGUUUCUGAAUGUGCAUGAUACAGGUUUUUGGAACACAUAUAUAUUUUCAGAUGAGAUGUGGGGAAACAGGCAUUUGUUGACACAUUUAUGCUGUGACACUUCUGUGUAGAUGCAAAAAAAAAAAAAAAAAAGUGUAUU